Lolium rigidum is the source of this 2187-nucleotide messenger RNA. RefSeq lists its product as uncharacterized. Lineage: Eukaryota; Viridiplantae; Streptophyta; Magnoliopsida; Poales; Poaceae. Gene Ontology annotation, cellular component: nuclear envelope. The record is from RefSeq and is a predicted model, not a curated record. The coding region runs from base 32 to 1825 and encodes 597 amino acids. The transcript has 11 exons. Gene Ontology annotation, biological process: nuclear membrane organization.
ACACGACCCCGGACGCUCCCCCCAUCCAUCCAUGGCGUCCCUCUUCGGCGCCCGCCGGCGGCGAUCGCCGGAGGACGACGGCGAGGACAGCGACGGGUCCGGAUCCGGGCCCGGCCGGGCCAAGCGCCGCCGCCUCGACCCGGAGGGGGCCAGCCCCGGGUGGCUCUCCACCUUCGUGUCGGGCGCCAAGAAGGUCAUAUCCACCGUCCUCUUCUCCUCCUCCGAAGAGCAGGUCUCAGAAGACGAGGAGGAGGAGGAGGAGGACAGCUCCGAGCCGAGCCAAGAUGGAAAUGAAGAUACCCAUAAUAGUAAUGGAGCAGUAGCUCCUUAUAGUGAGUCAAAGCUCGCCAUUGAGCAAAUGGUUAUGAAGGAAUCAUUUUCAAGGGACGAAUGUGAUAAGAUGGUAAAGCUGUUACAAUCGCGAGUUAUAGAUUCAACAUUUCCUGAAACCUAUGAGAAUGGAACGCCAAAUGAAAUUCCAAGAAGGAAAUCAGGUGCUGGCCAUGAUUUUACAGGAGCUUGGCGUUCCUUGAAUCACAAUAGAGAUUUCCCUGCAUCAGGCCCAUUUUCUAGUAUUGGACCUGGGUACUUUUCUCCUGGCUCUCUGCAAGCAUCACCUGAGCUAUGCAAUGCAGCAGUUAUGGAAGCAAAGAAAUGGUUGGAAGAGAAAAGGCAGGGAUUAGGCACAAUGGCUGAGAAUCACGGACCUUGCACAUUGAACACUGAAAUGUUCAAUUCUGUGAGUCCCAACCCCGUCGAAGAUGACAAGGGUUCUCCUGUUGAUGUUGCAAAGUCAUACAUGCAGUCAUUGCCCCCAUGGCAGUCCCCUUUAUUAGGCAGUCGGAAGUUUAAAACACCACCCUCUGGUGGAGUACAUAUUAAUGUUUAUGAAAGGAAGUCUAAGCUGUCCUCGCCUGCAAAGUUCAACACCGAAGAAGACUUCUUUUCCAGCACCAACUUCAGGGAAAACUUGGAAGAAUUGCGAAGAGAUCGCAUGAAGUCUUCUGAAACUAUUUUAGAAUCUUCUAAAUCCAGGCUCCAUGGUUCUACUUCCAGUUUGUUUGACAAUGAUUUGUCUUUGUUCUCGCCGGGUACUCGUGAGGAAAUUAGACCUGUACAGAGUUGUAAAGGUUCUGAUAAAGCCGUUGCAGCAGAACCAGCCAAUGAGUGCUCUUUACCUGUUGCACCAACUAAAGAUGGGAACGAUGGUGGUGUUGACCCUGUGGACCCUGCACGAAAGGACAGUAAUCUUGUCCAAGAAUGCCACCCUGCAUCCGAAGUUCAUCCUGAUGAGGUACCACAAGGGAACCAUAUGGCUUUCACAAGUUCCGCGAAAGACGGUGCUGACCGCAGUGGAGAUGUUAAUUCUGUCCCCGCAGUACCAGAAAUUCACGAAGAAUCGCAUAUGAACUCAACCUCAGAAUCAAGACCGAAAGAUGCAGCCCUCCAGACCGAGAUCAGUUUACGUGCCCUAAAGAAAAAAGUGCAGACCAGUUUAAGUGGGUCGACCAAUAGAACUUCUGCUAACGGUCUUCUGGAUCGGUCAGAUGGCAACUCAGGGGUAGAAUCCUCGCGCAAUGAUAAUCCUGGCUGCACCAACUCAAGCAGUGCGGUGCUUCCUGAUAUUAACGAGCUUAUCAACUCCACAACUGAUGCUGCUGCAGAUGGUAAUUGUGUUGAUAAAAACGGCACAAUAAAGGAUUCAGAGAAACCUGUGGAUGGUAAUUCGGUUGAAAAUGGCACUGAAAACCAUUCGGAGGAGCCAGUGAAGGUUACCCCAAAACCUCUCCGGCGAGGCCGGAAAAGGGCUGCUCGGAGGGCCUAGUGUAAGACGAGAGCAGAGGCACCUGGCGUGUGCCAUAUUGCCCAGUACUAAUAUUAGUGGCCCAAAGGGCGGUAUGAUACCUAGGUUAACUAGAGCUAGUGCCCCAUUGAUGUGUCUCACAUAACGUGCACCCACGCUUGUAUCAAUGUUGUACUAUUGUAUUAUUAUUGUAGGCUUCACACUGGCUGACCACCUAUCACAGUCUAGUUGUUGUGAUUUACUAGGAUCAGUAGCUGAUUUUCCUUUCCGUUUCAUCCAAGUGUGAUUUGUAUUAUGGGUAGUUUGUGAGGACGGAAGAACAACUGUUUGAUUAUUACUUGAUUGUAUUAUGCUUGCAUUUAUCACACAAGCAUUCCUACCAA